AUGCCUCAAGGGAUUCUCUAUACUCCAAAUGAAACGGUUUUUAAUUUAGGGUAAGUGUUAUUGUUGUUUUCCUUAACAAUACGCUAUCAUUUUCAGAAGACCUCCUCGAAACAGAAUUCCAAUGAGGGCGAAACAGUACUUUGGAUUCAUUUUCCUAUUCUGCAUACUAAUGUACCUGGUUUUGGUACGUUUUUAAAUAUUUCACGGAAAACUUAACAGGAGCAUGUUUUUUUCAGUACUUCUACGUGUUACAAACAGAGAUAAUCAUUGACGAACAAUAUGCUCACGAUAUAGACGAAGAAUUGCUCAAUCAAAAGUGAGAUUUCCCGGGUUUCUUCAAGAAAACCGAGUGUUUCUUGUAGAAGAGGUUUGGAAGAGUCAAUGAUUACGCAGGAGUGCUCAAAAAUGACGGAUUAUUGUUACAUUGUGGUCGACAAAAAAGUAGAAAUGGAACAGGGACAGAUGGUCGAACGACACAUGUUUUUGAAAGGCUUCGAAGACGAAAGUGAUACGAUUGUACGGCUCAUCCCUCAAGGAGGUGCGAACAAAAUAUAUGAAAAAUAAAACAUUUGUGCUUCCAGAGAAAACAUUCGAAAGUUCUGACACACGCAUGUGGAAAGUUGACCAUCUCUCGAUCCGAGCACAAUACGUAAGUUUGUUCUCUCAUCAAAAAGCUCUCAAGAUGGAACGAACAACGGCCAUUCAUACACUUAUCAAUUGCGCAUGAUCCAUCCCGUGUGUGUAUGUAUUUGUCUGUGCGGGCGAAUUUAAACAAACAUGAUACAGCCCAGCCCGGUUGGCAUGUUUUGAAGAAGCGCUCGCGUAUCACUUUCAUUACUUCACACAUUGCGUUCUUCGAUCGGUCAGUGUGUGUGCGAGACAAGUGUGUAGUAAAGUCGGACACGACGAAGAAGAAUGUAAUAAUGAGCAGAUGUAGGAUUUGUUUGAGGGGUUUUUACGUAGAACGAAAUGUCGAUUUAUCAGGUUUUUUUGUUUACAGAUUGCAGCGCUCAUCAGUGCUCCGUUCAUUGUGUCAACUCUUUCUUUGGUGGAUUCUGACAACGACGGGAAGACGAUUCUUGAAAUUGGAUUGGGAGGCGGCAGUUUGGACAUGUUUCUUCAUCAAAUGAACCCAAAGGUACAGAGCAUUCCAGCCAGAAAGGAUCUAAUUCACCUGUUUCAGAUGAACAUAACAGCCGUGGAAAUCGAUCCAGUUGUGGUCAGCAUUGCGAGGAAAUGGUUCAACGUAGUUGACGAUGAUACGAGACGGACCAUCACCGCCGACGGACUCAAAUUCAUACAGGAUGCUCAAAAAAAUGGUAACUUGUUCGUUUUUCUUUUAAAAAAAUGAGGAAUCACGGUCCAGGUGACAAGUACGAUGCAGUGUUUCUUGAUGCGUGCGACAAUUCUCAGACAAUGCCAUGUCCGUCGGAAGUUUUUCGAAACGUCGAAGUGUACCGUUCAAUUUCUGCUAUUGUCAAGGAAACUGGUAACUGGAUCUUUUGAAUAAUCCCGUUGGAGACAUACUUUCAGGUUCGCUCAUAGUCAACAUUCUCUCACACAUCGAUGAACCUCAGGAAGUCAUGAAGGUUUGAACCAUUCGUACAUUCUUCCAGUCGUAUCACUUGUUUUUCAGUUUGUCAAAGAACUCUCCCAGCAUUUCGGCUCCUGCAUAAGAGUCUCAAUUACAGACGAGGUCUGUGCCGUCGGGUGUUGUCGCUGGGGAACUGAAAGUAUUGUUUUUCAGAUGAAUGUUAUUGCGAUAUGUACAAAACAAGCUAUCACGGAUAACACUGGGAACGUUGAUUUCCUCAAGAGAAGGGCCAUUGCCGUGACAAUGCGAUUGGGUCUCCAGGACGUGUUGAAGACGAUCAAAAUGAACUAA
This is a messenger RNA of Caenorhabditis sp. 36 PRJEB53466, 1885 nucleotides long. NCBI's taxonomy places the organism in Eukaryota, Metazoa, Nematoda, Chromadorea, Rhabditida, Rhabditidae. The record is from the annotation of a GenBank genome assembly.